AUGAGGGAGGAAGACAAGGACGAUGAUGUCCCGGAGGAUGAUGAUCCGAGAUGCCCUACGAUUCCUUUUACGUCAAGGGAGAAGCAGGGUUAUAGGCGCAAAUGGCGUUCAGCUCUGAUUGUUAAAGUCCUGGGGAGGACCUUCCCCUUCCCUGUGAUCUCUAAACGUUUACAGGCUCUAUGGGCCAAGACAGGUGUGCUUCAAAUCUCGAGUAUGUCGUAUGGCUACUAUGUGGUGCGCUUUACCAACCAGAUGGAUUAUGAGCUAGCGGCCAUGGGUGGUCCAUGGCGGAUCGGAGAGCAUUACAUCACAGUUCGACAAUGGAGGAAGGAUUUCAACCCCAAAUUUGCGGAAGUGGCUUCCACUUUGGUUUGGGCACGUUUUCCCGACCUACCUAUCGAGUUUGUUAAUCAUGAAGCAGUGGAGCGCAUUGCUUCUCGUAUUGGCCGUCCGGUGAGAGUGGAUCGCGCCACUAUGACAGGUGAUCGGGUGAAGUAUGGUCGGGUUUGCGUGGAGGUGGACCUCACGAAACCGUUGUUGUCCCAGUUUAAGAUAGAAGGCCGGACUUACUACAUCACCUUCGAGGGCUUGCAUAAUAUUUGCACCGAGUGUGGGAAAUAUGGCCACUCGGUCAAAGCGUGCCCCACGUUACGCACAGAAGUUCCAGCGACCCCCAGCUCAUCGACACCUGAACCGGAGGCGAUGAAGGGUCCCGAAAAGUUGUACGGGGAGUGGAUGAUGGUUAAGCCUCGUAACAAUAAAACCUCGGUGCACAAGACCAAGGAAGUUCCGGUGAAGGCGAAUAAGGUUACUAGCACUGUUCCUGACAAUGGUGGGUCACGAUUUGCGAUCCUGGGUGAUGAGUCUCCACAGAAGGAGAUGGAGGUGGAAAUGGAAUUGGUCUCGGAGAGUGGUGCUCAGGGAACCACAGGUCAGCAGAACGACCCAGCUGAUGCCUUUCCUGUGCCUACGGGGACGAAGCCAGCAGCAGCUGCCAUGCAACAGGAGGCCGGGGAAGGGCACCGGGCAAUGAAUAUUCCCCCGAUGGUUGAUAAGCAGAGGGCCGAGCUCGUUGAUGUUCCAGUCACCUCCUCAGGAACAAGCGUUAUUUUUCACGCCGAGCAUGUCACGGGCGCGAAAAUGAAGCUUGGCUUGGACCCAGGUAAAGGAGGGACGCAAACCAAGAAGAAUGGCUCUAGUUCUGCAUAG
Linum tenue is the source of this 1209-nucleotide messenger RNA. The record is from the annotation of a GenBank genome assembly. Lineage: Eukaryota; Viridiplantae; Streptophyta; Magnoliopsida; Malpighiales; Linaceae.